Messenger RNA from Amborella trichopoda, 1335 nucleotides. RefSeq names its product WAT1-related protein At3g30340. Gene Ontology annotation, cellular component: membrane. The record is from RefSeq and is a predicted model, not a curated record. Lineage: Eukaryota; Viridiplantae; Streptophyta; Magnoliopsida; Amborellales; Amborellaceae. Gene Ontology annotation, molecular function: transmembrane transporter activity.
UUGAAAAUGAUAGCUGAAAGUAAGUCUGGUGGGAUAUGGAAGCAAAUUGUGGCUAUGGUGGCUGUGCAGGUCGCGUUCGCGGGGCUGAAUAUACUUGUACAAAUUGUUCUCAACAACGGAAUGAGCCCAUUGGUUUUAGUCACAUACCGGCAAUUGAUCGGUUCCAUUUUCAUAGCCCCGAUAGCCUAUAUUCGAGAAAGGAAAAGGAGGCCCAAGCUCACUAUAAGCAUCAUUUUUCACCUUAUACUGAGUGGCAUUAUGGGGGCUUCGCUUACACAAGUUCUCUUCUUCAUUGGCCUUCAAUAUACAUCUGCGACAUUCGCUUGUGCCUUCAUCAACAUAGUGCCAGUGAUAACUUUCUUAAUAGCAUUACCAUUCGGGUUGGAGAGUAUCAACAUGAAAAACAAGGUGGGAAUGGCAAAGAUGUUUGGGACACUUGUUUGUGUGGCUGGAGCCAUGAUACUCACACUCUAUAGGGGCCCAGCACUCACCCUGUGGCACAUGAAUACGAACUCGCGUUCAUAUGAGAACCAGUUAGCUAGGGCCACCUUACCGAAGAGGCACGAGAAAUGGACCUUAGGGUCUAUAACUCUCUUGGGAGGUUGCAUAUGCUGGUCUUCAUGGUUCAUAAUACAAGCAAAACUGAGCAAGAGAUAUCCAGUUAUAUACACCAGCAAUGUGUUCAUGUCCCUUUUUGGUGCCAUUAUUUCAGCUCUACUAACAUUCUUGAUUCACAGGGAGCCAUCUUAUUGGACUUUGAAAGGUCAUAUGCAGCUCAUUGCAGUCUUUUAUGCUGGUAUGGUGGGGUCAGGCAUAUGCUUCAUUGCAAUGGCAUGGUGCGUGGAGAGAAGAGGCCCCGUCUUUACUGCAGCAUUCAGCCCUCUUGUUCAGUUAAUAGUUGGUAUUGUUGAUUUAUUCGUGCUAAAGAGGAAGUUACACAUAGGAAGUGCCCUGGGAUCUACAUUGAUAAUUGUUGGGUUAUAUUCUUUAUUGUGGGGCAAAAACCAAGAGAAGCAAAGCUGCACCACCAAAAUUUUCCAAGCUACAACCACUACUACAGAUGACGAAGACGCGUCAAAUCCAACCUAAACCAAAGAGGAUAUCCGAAUUUCUGUGCACCAUUAAGGUGAGAAAGAAAGAGAAAAGGAAGAAAAAGUUGAGAGCACACGGUGGGUGCUGCUGGCCCUGUUUUGCCCACCAUGUAGAGAGAGUAAGAGUCUUGGGCUUUCUACUUGGGUUUUUGGAUCCUGUUGCAAGCUAUUUUUUAGAGACAGAAAGUGCACGUUGUUGUGUGUUUAGACCCUGAUUUGGGCCAUGUUUUGUGAGAAUUAAAGU